AUGGCUAACUGCCAGUUCCUCACUCAACUGUUGACCGUGUCAAGUAUUUCAACAAUCUUUGGACUUGAGAUUCUGCUGGAAAAGAAGAUUCUUGCACUUCGUCACACCAGCAAGAACAGGACCCGACAUGGAAAAUAUCACCCCUCCAAUGCCGGGCAUUGCGCCAUCAUCUCUCUCAUCAGUCUCUUGGGGUUAUUCUACUUCUCUGUUCUUUUUGCGCAGGUCCUCCUAUUUCAUCGCUUUAUGCUCGGCAAUCAAACUCUCCAAGCACUCUCUGUCAUCGCCUUUUGCGCCAGCGUCAUCUUAUGGUGCUCGUUGAUCUUGCUUGAUCAAGUCCUGUCCAUCUUUCAAAACGGCCAACGCACGGUGUGUCGAAGAUCGGAAUUUGAGCUUGGAACUGUAUUAGCUGUGAUUUGGACGAGCACUCUUCCAACAGUCCUUCAUCUUUUUGAGACACAGCCUUCCAUUCAACUGGGAUAUGCAGCCAUCCUCACCAUUGCAUUUUUUGUCACUGUUGCGGAGCUCCUCACGUUCGACUCGAAUAUAUCGGUAGUUCGGAUCCGAUUCCCAUACCACUGCGUCUCGCUCGGUUUGCUGUGCUUGGCUCCAGCGCUUCAGGCUUUAGCCGAGAAUCGACCAGCAUUUCCAUCUCUGGCAACCGAAUUCAUCCACAUGGUCAUGAAGAACUGUCUUGGGGCUGCAAUCUAUCUGGUCAGUCCGUUGGAACGACUCAGCUUUAUGCCUCGAUUGCAGCCCAGUCUUUAUGUGAUGCACCUGUGUCUUGUCUACAGCCUAGUCAGUUACUCGAGGGCUCUCAUGCAGCUCAUUUCUUGA
Molecule: messenger RNA, 834 nt
Organism: Penicillium verhagenii
Lineage: Eukaryota; Fungi; Ascomycota; Eurotiomycetes; Eurotiales; Aspergillaceae
Exons: 2
Coding region: 1-834 (277 amino acids)
Source: RefSeq, a predicted model, not a curated record